CUCUACACCAACCACGAAGCCACGGAGAAAGAAAGAAAGAAGAGCGAGACGGCUCUCUCUCUCUCUAAUAAAACAGCACACACUCUCACGCCCUUGACUUUCUCUCUCUACUGCGGUUUCUUCUUCCCUCCCCCUCCGUUCUGAAUCUACAUUCCGUUCUCGCCAUGGAUGUUCGCAUCGAUGGCGUCCCUACCGUGUUCUUCUUCUUCUUCGCCUCCCUGGUGUUCCUCGCCGGGAUGUGCCCCGCAUUGCCCGAGCAUUCCCACCCCCGGCCGACGUCGGCCGCCACCGGCUCCGGCCCCGGCCAGAUAAACUCCAACUCCAUCCUCGUGGCAUUGCUCGAUUCGCAUUACACCGAGCUGGCCGAGCUGGUGGAGAAGGCGCUGCUCCUCCAGACCCUCGAGGAGACUGUCGGCAGGCACAACAUCACCAUCUUCGCGCCUAAGAACGAAGCCCUAGAGCGAGAUCUCGACCCGGAGUUCAAGCGCUUCCUGCUCGAGCCGCGGAACCUCAGGUCCCUCCAGACGCUGCUGAUGUUCCACAUUGUGCCGUCCCGGAUCGACUCGGCCAACUGGCCCGAGUCAACUCAGUCGGCUGCGGAGCCCCACGAGGCGCUCUCUCUGUCCAGCCACCGACUACGCCUGGCGAAGCGGGAGUCCGGGGAGAGGGAAGUGGAUCGGGCGCGUGUGAUCCACGCCGACGCCGUGACCCGCCCCGACGGAGUGAUCCACGGCAUCGAGCAGCUGUUGAUCCCGCAGUCCGUGCAGGACGACUUCAACCGGCGCAGGAGUCUACGCUCUAUCACCGCCGUGAAGCCGGAGGGAGCUCCGGAGGUCGACCCUAGGACUCACCGGCUCAAGAAGCCGGCACCGCCGGCGAAGGCUGGGUCGCCGCCGGCGCUCCCGAUAUACGACGCGAUGGCGCCGGGCCCCUCCCUCGCGCCUGCGCCGGCGCCUGGGCCCGGAGGGCCGCACCACCACUUCGACGGCGAGGCGCAGGUGAAGGACUUCAUCCACACACUGCUUCACUACGGGGGUUACAACGAAAUGGCGGACAUUCUCGUGAACUUGACUUCUCUAGCUUCAGAGAUGGGGAGAUUAGUGUCGGAAGGGUAUGUGUUGACUGUCCUGGCACCGAACGACGAAGCCAUGGCCAAGCUCACGACGGACCAGCUCAGUGAGCCGGGCGCGCCGGAGCAGAUCAUGUACUACCACUUGAUACCGGAGUACCAGACCGAGGAGAGUAUGUAUAACGCGGUCCGGAGGUUCGGAAAGGUGAGGUAUGAGACGUUGAGGUUGCCUCACAAGAUGGUGGCGCAGGAAGCGGAUGGUUCGGUCAAGUUCGGGCAGGGCGAGGGUUCGGCGUACUUGUUCGACCCGGAUAUUUACACGGACGGGCGGAUUUCCGUGCAGGGCAUCGAUGGGGUUUUGUUUCCACCGGAGGAGACGACGGAGGCUAAGGUCGAGAAGAAAACGCCCACCAAGGUUGUGGCCAAGCCCCGGAGAGGGAAAUUGCUGGAAUUAACAUGCCAAAUGUUAAGCGCCUUCGGACAGCAUUCUCGACUCACCAGUUGCCAAUGAAACUCAACCCCUGCUUAUACACAGGCUUCACUACAAGCAAUUAAGAUGCGCUGAGAAUGACUGGCUAAGGAUGUAAAAAAGAAAAAAAGUAAUGGAACAGGUGGCUGCACGUCGGAGUUGAAUCCAUUUCAUCAUUUUCGUUUCGGUUUCGUCUUCUUCCUUUUUGUCCUUUAUUUUUUCUGGGUGGAUGGUUCUCAAAAGAGGGAAGGAGUUCUAGCAUAUAUACUACUUAGUACAUAGUGCUUCUUUUUAGGUGGUUGUGAAGGUGGGUGUUUUUGGAAAGUGUGUGUAUUCAAGAACAAACAGGGCAUCUCCUUGCACGAUGUGAUCUGCCCUUCUGAAUAAAACUUUUACAGAAACGUGGAACUCAAUAAAAUGAUUCUUUCCUGUAA
This is a messenger RNA of Rhodamnia argentea, 1972 nucleotides long. Its product is annotated as fasciclin-like arabinogalactan protein 17. NCBI's taxonomy places the organism in Eukaryota, Viridiplantae, Streptophyta, Magnoliopsida, Myrtales, Myrtaceae. The transcript has 3 exons. The record is from RefSeq and is a predicted model, not a curated record. The coding region runs from base 165 to 1580 and encodes 471 amino acids.